CUCUCAUUGAGAGUCAGUCAGUCAGUCAGUCAGUCUCAGUCCGCCGGAGCGACGCGGUUCGCGCGCAUCGUUACGCAUCGCGCGCCGUUCGCAAGCGUACAGUGGAGAGUUCGCGUUCGCGCGCGCCUCUCUCGUGCUCUUUCACCCUUUUUCGAUUUCUCUCUCUCUUUCUUUUUCUCUCUCUCUCUCUCCCCCUCAUUCUCUUUCUGUUUUACCGAUCGAAGGGGUAGACAACCGUGCGUUGAAAUCACCGCGGGAUCUCCGCCGCCGAGAGAGGAGCGGAGAGGAGACGCGCGAUCGUGUCCUGUGCACGCGCGCGCGCGCGCCCCGUGAAAUCCACCGAUUUCACGCGUCGGAUCGCUAACGGCACGCACGCCCGCGGCCCGGCACGUUGAGCGCACGGGGACCCGGGGAGGCGGCGCCGGGAAACGUCGUUGCGCGUUAACCGCCAAGGCACGCACGGCGGCUGCCAGGGGGAAGGGGGCGAGUUUUCUAUACCGGUGUGCGUGCAACGUGCAACACCUGGGGCAGCGAGUGGCGCGCGGCUGCGGCGGCGGCACGUCGCGGGCAAUUAUUAUGCGAUCGGCUGCGGCCGCCCUGGCCGCGGCAGCGGCGCUGGCCCUUCUCCUGGACGCGGCACUCGCCCGGCACCAGCACCACUCCGAGAACCCCGUCUACAAGCCGUCCGGUGACAUCUCCCUCUGGAUCGACCAGGAGCAAAUCAAGAUGUUCAGCGGGCUGGCAAUGGAAAUAUACGCGAUUGCGGAGGGUCAAGUGCUCGCAUAUCUUUUGGAUCCGGAAUUUGAAAAUAAACUGCCGAUCAUACCGAGCGAGGUGUCGCACGUGAACUUCACGUGGAAAUCAGGAGUCAAAAAGUACUAUUAUAAUUUUUUUCGUUUAAAGUCGUUCGACGAGAGCAUCUUGAAAACUCCAUCCAUCACGAUUAAAACGCAAGGACGGGUGCCUAAGCGACCGAAAGAAUUCAGCAUUCUUCUACCUUGCGCCGGCAAUUCGGGCGUAGCGCAAUUCGGGAUCAGUCUGAUGAUCGAGACCCGCAAGGGGAAACCUCUAAACGGGACGCCCCUCCGUCUCCGUUUGAGAAAAGAAUGCACCGUGCGCGAGCCUAAUCCUGGUCCCUGUCCAGAUGGUUAUCUAGGGCCCCAUUGUAAAAAAGCGCUUUGUUAUCCGAAUUGUAUGAAUGGCGGUAACUGCACGGCGCCAGGCGUGUGCUCGUGCCCGCCAGGAUAUCAAGGUCCUUACUGCGAAGGAGGUAUCUGCACGGAGAAAUGUUUGAAUGGAGGAAAGUGUAUUCAGAAGGAUGUCUGCGAAUGUCCAAAAGGUUAUUUCGGCUUACGCUGCGAAUUCUCCAAAUGUGUCAUUCCCUGUCUCAAUGGAGGCAAAUGUAGAGGCACUAACAUCUGCAGGUGUUCGAACGAAUACAAGGGCAAUCACUGCGAAAUCGCAACCACUGCACGCAUAACGUCGCAACGUUCAGCAUGUAGCAAACCGUGUAAACAUGGAACCUGUCAAUCGAACGACACGUGUCUCUGUGAGCCUGGCUGGUACGGGAAGUUUUGUCACAAAAACAAGCCAUGGGCUUAGGAACUAAUGGAAUACCUGCAAUGUUAUUUUUCGUACCAACUGUGGAUCCUUUGGAAAAAACGACGUCAUUCUAAAAUCACCGGACGGAAUUAUGGCAGAUUGUGUUUCAUAAUAUAUCCUGAAUUGUAUUGGAGAAACGAAAGUCGUAUGUGUUCGUAGAGAAGGAAUCUCGCGACAUUAAAACGAUUCGAAGAUUCGUAGUAUUCUUGUUUUCAUUUGUGGUGCGAGGAUAAAGAGACAUUUAAAACUUCACAAGAUUUAGAUUCAAAUCUCGAUUGGUAGCGUUGAUGUAAAAUUCGUAGUUUCUAAUUUACUCUGCCCCAGAUGUGAUAUGUAAAGAGCUGCUUUAUGCCAUUUUACAACAUUAUUAUAUUUAGGUAUUAAUACUUUUGUACUGUAGAUGUAACAAUUGUAAAAACAAAAUAGGAACAAAAUGUAUUUUCUGUAAUGGUUUUAGAAAGCAUGACUAUGAAAUAAUUCAGCAUUGUAGUAGUGUGCCUGUGAUGGACUUCUUUGCCUAUCUUUUUCUGUGUAUAUCUUAGAAUAUAGAUAAAUAAAUGUGGUUUUAUUAUAAA
This is a messenger RNA of Temnothorax curvispinosus, 2177 nucleotides long. It is a transcript of the gene shf, whose product is annotated as protein shifted. Gene Ontology annotation, biological process: anatomical structure development. The record is from RefSeq and is a predicted model, not a curated record. Gene Ontology annotation, molecular function: signaling receptor binding. Bases 577 to 1602 code for a protein of 341 amino acids. Gene Ontology annotation, cellular component: extracellular region; cell surface. The transcript has 6 exons. Lineage: Eukaryota; Metazoa; Arthropoda; Insecta; Hymenoptera; Formicidae.